This is a messenger RNA of Cydia amplana, 655 nucleotides long. RefSeq lists its product as uncharacterized. The coding region runs from base 55 to 639 and encodes 194 amino acids. The record is from RefSeq and is a predicted model, not a curated record. Lineage: Eukaryota; Metazoa; Arthropoda; Insecta; Lepidoptera; Tortricidae. The transcript is spliced from 4 exons.
AUUCACAUUAGAUCACGUUGUAGAUUCAUUCUCCACUAGCAUUUUGUCUGCAGAAUGCUCUGUCGUCUUGCAAUAUUCGGCAUAAUUUUCUGUUUUCUUCUAAUACCCGGGGUAUUAGGACAACUUGUGUUAGGCCCGGGCACUUGGUCGAUAGUGAACGUCCAGCAAUGCGAGAAUGGUGAGAAGUACCCGGCGAAGAUGCAUAUCCGAAAGUUCAAACUGAAUCGCACGCACGACGCUUUCGACGUCGAUACUUAUUUUGGUCCGGACGUCGACGAAACUUUUGGCAUUCGUUUAGUACUUUACAAGAAGGUGGAUGGCGGAUUCAAACUUUUCAUGACUCUGGCCGAUGAUAACUUGCCACGUUUCGUUAAAGCAUACUCCGCAAAGAAUAUAAAACAUGGGCUCGAGUUAGCUGGGAUUAUCCCGCCAGACUUCCCUGUUCCUAGAGGCGAAUUACACAUAAGGGACUUCGUUAUAAAUGUAGAUGAACUGGCUCAAGAAGGCAUGUAUGGCGACUUCCUGGGAUACGGUUAUAUAAUAAAAGAUCUGCGAGAUGUCGCUUGCAUGAAGGUUUAUUACAAAUAUGAACCGAACGACGAUAAAGGGCCAGUAGGUCGGUGGUUCAAAAACAGUUAGUCUUAACAGCGAGGGG